Mya arenaria is the source of this 3330-nucleotide messenger RNA. Its product is annotated as ataxin-3-like. The transcript is spliced from 7 exons. The coding region runs from base 26 to 1234 and encodes 402 amino acids. NCBI's taxonomy places the organism in Eukaryota, Metazoa, Mollusca, Bivalvia, Myida, Myidae. The record is from RefSeq and is a predicted model, not a curated record. Gene Ontology annotation, biological process: protein deubiquitination. Gene Ontology annotation, molecular function: cysteine-type deubiquitinase activity. Gene Ontology annotation, cellular component: nucleus.
UGUCAAGCGCCUGUUAACCAAGAUCAUGGAAGCUAUUUUUCACGAAAAACAAGAGGGCUCCCUUUGUGCUCAGCAUUGUCUGAAUUCCCUGCUGCAAGGCCCGUAUUUCUCUGCCGUAGAUCUUGCCGACAUUGCCCGACAGCUAGAUGAGACUGAGCGUGAACAAAUGGCUGAGGCAGGGACCAGCUCUGAGGCAUACAGACAAUUUAUGGAGCAACCAUCCCACAAUUAUGAUGACAGUGGGUUCUUCUCAGUUCAAGUGAUAGACAAAGCCCUGCGUGUUAUGGGGUUGGAACUAUUACCCUACAACUCACAGAAUCAUAUGUCCAAACUGGCACAACAAGAUCCUACGUUGAUGAGGGCAUACAUUUGUAACUUUGGUGAGCACUGGCUGACAGUUCGUAAGCUAGGUAACCAGUGGUUCAAUCUCAACUCCCUGUUGACUGGUCCUGAGCUUAUCUCAGACACAUUUCUACACAUGUUCCUGACCCAACUACGACAAGAUGGUUACUCAAUAUUCAUCAUAGUAGGAAAUCUUCAGGAGAGUGAGGCAGACCAACUGUUGGGUCUCUGUCCUGCCAAUCAGCCGGUCAAGCCCCGCCUAAUAUCUGAAAAGGGAAAGCGAGGAGUGGGUCAAAAUGAGAUGCACAAUGGGGAACAAGAAGAAGAUGUGCAGCGGGCGCUUGCUGAAAGCAAGCGUCUCAACGAAGUUGAUGAUGCCUCAUUGCAGAAGGCACUGCAGCUUAGUAUGGAAGGCUAUAUAGAAGAGUCAAUUACAAGGAUGGAAACAACACCUAACUGUGAUACCAAGAAAAUGAACAAUCAAACAUCCACUAAACAAAAACAGCAAUCCACCAGUACCUCUGGCCAAUCACAGACACCAGGCUACACUCUAGCUGGUGCCACCACAUCACAUGAUUGUGAGGGAGGAGCCACUGGGUCAUGUGACCAGGCAGGUGUUAGCAAAGAGCCAAAUGCAGAUGAGAUUAGGCAGAAAAGACUGGCUUUUUUGCAGAAACUUGGGACAUUUGGUAAUUCUAAUGAUGGAAAUGAUUUAAUAAGGAAUGGUGAUGAAAGUAAGAAAGACAUUGAAACUUCUGUUAAAUCGGGUGAUAAUGCUGGUGCGUUCUCAUGUGAUAUAGAAAAUACCAGUGUUGAAGGGAACACAGGAGAGCUGACAGAGGAAGAGAUGUUGAAUCAAGCCAUUGUCAUGUCCAUGAGCCAGAACACUUAGCCACUGUAGAGGACAACCCAACUCUUGAAUAUCUCCCUCGUCUUUCACUCUCAUGUGCCUUAAGUCUUCAGCAAUGUUGGUCAUUUGAUAUAAUUUUGUUUGUAUCUACAACUCAGUAGUCUUAAAUUUCUACUGGGCUUGAGAAAUUGUUACAACCCAUGCUCACUGUGUGGGAAGGGACACCAGAUAUAGCUCAAAAAGUGAUAAGUAAAAGACAAUUAUGCAGUUAUUUUAAUUUACCAGAGGUAAGAUCUUGCUGUGUUAACGCAUAUCUACCGUAUCCACAAAUGAAGCAAGUGUUUGAACUAAUAGCUGAAUGCUUAAUUUGGCCUAUGGUAUACUUUAAAGUGCUUACGAUUUAGCAGACCUCGUAAAAUGUUUCUUCAAAUCUGAGAUGAUCACCUCAAAACUAAUUGAAUUUCGACAAGUAUUGAUAUUUUUAAGAAAUAUAUCGAAUAAAUAAAAAAUCUGAAUCAAAGGAUUUCACAAGAAUAAGCUCAACUAUUUUUAUUGUAAGAAAUGGCAAUGUAACUUUUAAACUGUUAAAGAUAUGCCCUUAGAAAUGUUCACAGUACUGUACUGGGGAUAGCCGUAUUAUGUACUGGGGAUAGUUUAAAAGUUGAGAAAUGUGUGUCCUGGUGAUAACAUGUAAAAUGGGACAAAAAUUGAUAGUAACACUGUUAAUAUACAUUAUACAUGUAUAUGUCUAUUUCAAACUUUUAAAUAAUCAGCAAAAAGUGAGAGUACAAUUUGAUAAGAAAUUAUUGAGCAAACUUUAGUUAACAUGAGUUUGAUCCAUGCUCUCCUAAAUGAACGUAUAUAUGCAAGCUGCGUAAAUAUCAGGGUUGGUCACAAUACAUUCUUUCUCACUGAAGUGAACGAGCAGAGACCAUUAUUCUGUUCUAAGUAAUACCAACAUCGACCCAAGCUUAGAAAAAAGGUUUACGUGUUCUAAAUUUGAUCACAAUAUCUCAUUCCGGUAUUUCCCUACUGGUGACUUUCUGUUUGCAAAAACGUACCUACUUGAUUUACAAAGCAAUAUUAUAUAUAUGAAUAGCAAACACCACAUACAUUAUACGGCCAUAUGUUUUGUGUUACUCAAUAAAUUAGAUUACCGGCGUAUUUCAAAUAUUUAGAUAUUGAUGCUUGUGAAAAAUACAUCAUGGUUGACUAAUAUGUAUGAAUGAAACAGUUUUAAGUGCAUACAGAUACAAAGAACAACAACAUGUUUUUGCUCUCAUCCCUCGAUAUGGACAACCUCGAACACUUUCCGUAAUCAUUAUCACAGUCUCGUUUUUCUUAAUACAUCAUUACUAUCCUCAGUCCACUUAAUAGCUAUCCCCUGUGCAGUUAUUUAUUUGCUUUUUCUAUCCACAGUACACUGCCAGGGCCUCAAAAGGUAUGAAUAUCUCCGUUACAGCAAAAGAUAUCAUAUUUAUAUUUUACACAUUACUAGAUUAUGUAAUUACAAUGAAAUUGCUCGAUUCAGUUUUUAUUCUUAUUUUCAAUUUGUUGAUUUAUGUUUGAAAUCGUACCACAUAAAUGAACAUUUGUGAGUGAUCAUUCAACUUUCGGCGAGAAUUGUGCUAUUAUACAAAAGAGGAGACACAUUUCCAUCAUAGUCGUAUAUUGCACAGUAUCAAGUAAUUCAAAACUCUUCGAUUUUGUUAAAUAUAUCACCAUAAAAUACAAAAAAAUGAUAGAAAACUGUCCAUGUGUCAAAAUCAAACGCUAAUCGAUUGAUCACUUUUUGAGCUAUAUCCGGUGUCCGUUCCCACACAGUGAUGCUAUUUAAAAUUCAUUUUACGAGUAUGGACUUGGAGUGUUUCUGAUAACUGCAAUGUAUACAACCGUUGUCUAGUUAUUUGGUAUUGCAAUUAUUUGUCAUGAUGAUGUUAAUUCACAUGUUGUAUUAAAUUUUAGCCAGAUGACAAUAUUACUAAAACUAUGAUUGCAUUAGACAUGUUCUCAGGUAGGGGUGACAAAUGCUGCCAUUGCAGUUUCAGGCACCAAUGGUUAUGAUUGUUAUCAAAAUAAUUUAUUUAAUACUGUUGUUUUUUAUGCUUGACGCUUGGCACAUUAAAAUCGCACCAUCC